This is a messenger RNA of Pelmatolapia mariae (spotted tilapia), 2602 nucleotides long. It is a transcript of the gene esamb, whose product is annotated as endothelial cell adhesion molecule b. The transcript has 8 exons. Bases 385 to 1713 code for a protein of 442 amino acids. Gene Ontology annotation, biological process: homophilic cell-cell adhesion. Gene Ontology annotation, cellular component: plasma membrane; adherens junction. Gene Ontology annotation, molecular function: cell-cell adhesion mediator activity. The record is from RefSeq and is a predicted model, not a curated record. Lineage: Eukaryota; Metazoa; Chordata; Actinopteri; Cichliformes; Cichlidae.
UACUGUGGGAUCAGGACAAAAAGGAGCGACACACUUCAGCACAGACGUGCGGCAGAAGUAAUCCCUCCAUAAAGCGGACUCAGCACAGCAGCAGAGAAACAGACGGAAGUGGAACAGUUUGAAUGUUUUCUUCUCUCCUGACAUCCGUGGAGCGCAGGAGCGGGGGAGACGCCGGUGCGCUCCGCGAUGUCAGCCGCUGUUAAUGAUAGGGAUGGGAAGAGGAGAGGGUGCUUCGCUUGCAGACGUCGCCUCGCAUGUUUGUGUAACGGACAAUUAAUUGUUACCUGAAGAUAACUGGGCAGCACUUGUGCCAAGGGAAGUGCGAAGAGUGUUUUGGUGCCAGCUUUAGAAAAGCUGCUGGGAGCAGCCGGUGGAUGUGGCACCAUGGGGAUAAAGACAAGACUCCAAGCCAUGCUGAUGUUAUUAUGGAUCAUUCAAGGUGACACAAAGAAGGUGGAGUUCCCCAGAAAAGAGAUGGAGGUGGUACAGGGCCAGAUGGUGGUGUUACAAGCGUGGUACAGCCCCAGCGCAGACAUUUCCAAAAACUCUGUCAUUUGGUACUUCUCUGGGAACGAGUCCAAGCAGGUGAUAAACUUUAGCUCAGGUGAGGUCGGACACGGUCAGAACGAGUUCACAAAAAGAGUGGGCUUCAGUGUGGCCAUGCCCUCGGCCAACCUCUCCAUCUACAUCAAUAACACCCAGGAAUCCGACUCUGGUCGCUACAUGUGUAUUGUCAUCAUCCCCGGAGCUCCUGGCAUUUCUGGGGAGAUGAGCCUUAAUGUCAAAGUCCCUCCUUCUCCCCCAGUGUGCACCAUGACAGGGAACCCAGUGGUGAAGGGCAAUGUGACUCUGAGCUGUAAGUCCAGUCAUGGAAAGCCUGUCCCUCAGUACAAAUGGACCAAGGCUGCACCCAUGUCUGAGGUCUUCUUCUCUCCAAUGCAGAAGUGGAGAGCCUGCCCCCAGACCAUGCUUGUCCUUGGGUUCAUGGAUGAGAGACACGGUACCCUCAGGCUGAGCAACCUCACUAAAAGCAUGUCAGGGAAGUACAUCUGUCGAGCCAGCAACACCGCCGGCUCCGACAGCUGCUCCAUUAACCUGGAGGUUUUCACCUCUUCCAACGCAGGUGUGAUUGCAGCAGCUACUCUGGGGUCAGUGGUGGGACUGGUGGCCAUGGUGCUGUUUCUCAUAUUCAUACUGAGGAGGAGAGGGGACACAGAGGAGGAGAUGGCCAAUGAAAUCAAGGAGGACGCUCAGGCACCAAAGCGAGUGUCAUGGGCAAAGAGCAACACAGGCUCAGAUGGUAUGUCCAAGAAUGGCACCUUAUCCUCCAUAGCCACCAGCCCUCAACCACGAGACCCCCAUCAGCCCAACUUCCACUAUCCGUACUCCCCGAUAUCAGCUUCAGACGCGAGCUCAGUGAUCAACGCCUACCAGCUGCGCCCUGGAGAAGCCAAUACCUUACAAGGGCUUCCUGGCUACAACAUCGGAGGCACGCCUUCGCGUAAACACAGGCGGCCUCCGAGUGCAAACGGGGCUCCUUCGCAGGUUCUCAGGAGCCCUGCGGUCACCAACCCCAAAAGAACUGAGGGGGCGCAGCCUCAGACGGCACCUCCACUCACUGUGUCCCCACAAGUUAGUUCCUCCACUCUGACACGCGUGGGAGCUGUUGCUGUCAUGGUGCCUGCUCAAAGCCAGGCUGGAUCACUGGUGUAACGGCGUGGGAAGCAAAGGACAGAGAGCGAAUCCCUCGCAGUGCAGCGCCCUUUCUCGGUGAAGGCCUGAUAGGUUGAAAGAGAAGAAAACACACGUGCUUCAUUGGAACAAACUCUUCCUUCGGUUUGUUGACGAACCAGUGCAGCGUUCUUCAUUUCAGUUUUCUUUUAAAUGCUGCAUUCAGGCUCAUUAAAGAGAAAUAUAUUUUUAUUUCCAUGCUUAGAAAGAAAAGAAGUGUUGAUUUUACGUAGCAGCAUACAGUGAUAUUGUAAACCGUAGAAAGCAGAAUGGUUUACUCGUGAUUGUUGUGCAAUGCUUUGGCUACAUUUCUAUGAUUUCUACAACUUCAUUGUAAAGAGAUUUUUCUAAUUUCAUUUUUAUGUUAUUUUACCUGGAUGUGUAAGGUUCACUUUUCUCAGGCUAACUGCACUCGUUCAGAGCAAAAACACACAAUUCAGACACUGAAAAUAGUUUCUAGAGUUUCACAUUUCUGGCCCACAUUCAUGUUCACAUCAGGAAACAGUUUCAGUGUGGGUUGAAGACUGAUAAGGACUCAAAACUUGAUGAUUUUGCUUGCUAUGGUAGCUGGAAUGUAACCAAAGUAGUGAGUAUAAGUGUUAAAGGCGAUGGUUUCUGACUAUUUUGUUUAAAAUUGUUGGGUAUAAUAAGAUGACGUAUGGCAGAGCCAGUAGUGGAGACCGCUCAAGAAAGCGCCCAUCCUCGAUAUCUGACCAAUGUUUUCUGCUUGUUUGUUUUCAUGAUUUCAAUUACACUGAACUCUGGAGAUAACGUUGCAAUGAUGUUCUGAUGUUGAAAUGCUACAUGUAGCACUUUUAAUGCAGUUCUGACUGUUGAUGGAAUUUUGUUUUUCAAUAAAAUGUUCUGCAGU